AUGGCCAAAUCGCCGCCCGGCUACGACGAAAUUGGUGGGUUGGGCUGGAAUUUUGAAAACAUGGCGAUUAGGAUAUCCGCAGCUACAGGAUCAGCCGCCGGCAUAUGGGUUAUCCAAGCCCGUCGCCAAGAAGAGCCAAGAACCGUUGGAGUUAUAGCAUUCAACGACUCUUGCCCCUACCAAGCACACGAGCCCCGAGAACGGCUGACAAGACGAGCAAAAAUUUUCUGGACCUUCCUGAUCCUGAUGUGUAUCGCAUUAUUGGUGAUCCCCAUUAUAAUUAUAGCCCAUCAGAACGGG
Mesorhabditis spiculigera is the source of this 300-nucleotide messenger RNA. The record is from the annotation of a GenBank genome assembly. Lineage: Eukaryota; Metazoa; Nematoda; Chromadorea; Rhabditida; Rhabditidae.